Messenger RNA from Daldinia childiae, 4338 nucleotides. RefSeq names its product ATP-dependent bile acid permease. Gene Ontology annotation, biological process: transmembrane transport. The record is from RefSeq and is a predicted model, not a curated record. The coding region runs from base 1 to 4338 and encodes 1445 amino acids. Gene Ontology annotation, cellular component: membrane; fungal-type vacuole. The transcript has a single exon. Lineage: Eukaryota; Fungi; Ascomycota; Sordariomycetes; Xylariales; Hypoxylaceae. Gene Ontology annotation, molecular function: ABC-type peptide transporter activity; ATP hydrolysis activity; ATP binding.
AUGGACAUCGUGUGGCGAACCUCGAUCGCGCAGGCGGCAAUUGCCGGUUGCUGUUUUCUGUUAUAUACCGCCCGCGGUCUAUUUUCUAAAGGUCCUCAAUGGACCCGUCCCUUUGCUAAAGAAGAGGCACUCUUGCCUGGUAUCCGUACGAGAUCUUGGAAUUUUUGGAAUUUCUUCCUAUUGGCUUUAUCUACAGUCGGACUUGCUUUGGCUAUUUUGACCGCUAUAUCACCGCCAUUUAACACCACCAGGAUCUUGGAGCUAGCACCAUGGGUUGUAGCUCUAUUCAUUACGGCUGCGAGCCGUCCCAAGAAGACGCCGAAAUCUUUACUAAUUCUAUUUACUACCACCGUCGUGUGUGGUCUAAUAUCACUUGUGUCGUGGUACGGUGAGACGGAGCGGGUGAACAUUAUCCAUGUCGCCUCUGUCGGUGUGGCGUUCGCCGCUCUAUUUCUAAUCAUGUCAAUGCCCAUGCGAGACCCAGACCUAGAUCCAACGGGUAUCGCAAAUUCUCAUUAUCCUCCUACUUCCCAGCUUCGCAGCCCCGAGGAUAAUUUGAGCUUAUGGCAAUUCAUGACUGUCUCGUGGUUGUCUCCGCUGAUCUCUCGGGGGUAUAAAAAUAGAUUGGAUGACGAAGAUGUCUGGUUACUACCAUAUGACUUUCAGCAUGAAAGGUUACAUCUAUUAUUUCGAGAUCUUAAGGGUUCUAUAAUAAACCGUUUGGUUAAAGCAAACGGGUUGGAUUUGAUUAUCAUCACAUUUUUGGGACUUAUAGAAACAGCGGCUAAUCUUUCAAACCCGGCUCUUCUCCAGCGCUUGCUACAAUCUAUCGAGAAAGGCCUCACCCAUAGAGAUGAGUCUUUCUUCUACGCGUUAGCUAUCUUGCUAGUCCGUCUCGUCGCAUGUCAGUCGGGCGUUUUUCUUCUUUGGUAUAGUCGGCGCGCAUAUGAACGGUCGCGGGGAGAGCUACUAACAGCGGUUUAUGCUAAAACGUUGGCGCGUAAAUCAUUUGGGCUUCGCACAGAUCUGGUUGAGGCUCCUCAAAAGAAUGGUAUUGAGGAUGGCGUUGACGAUAACAUUGAGCCGGGAGAGGAGACGUCGCUGCUUGGUAGGAAGCCCAAGAAGACGCGAUUAGCUCGUCUUCUUGAGUUCCUGAGACUUCGCAGAGCUAAGGAUCAAGGCAAAGCCAAGACUAAACCAGAGCAACCGGCGACUAUGGGCAAGAUCCUCAAUUUGAUGAGGAACGAUGUAUAUGAGAUAGCCCAGCGAUUUUGGGAAUUCCCGAACCUCAUCACGAAACCGUUGCAGCUGAUUUUCUCACUGGUUCUCAUCUGGCAACUGCUGGGAUGGCCUUGUCUUCUUGGGUUGGCCUGGGCAGUGGUUCUCCAAAUCCUGAACGCAGCUUGUGUUCGUUCACUAAUCAAAGUCGAGAAGACUCGAAGAGUUGCGACCGAUGUCAGGCUUCAAGCAACUACGCAAUUUGUCGAGGCUAUUAGACCCCUCCGAUGGUAUGAUUGGCAGUCUAAGUGGCUAGGAAACGUCAUGCAAGCACGGGCGAAGGAACUACACUUGAAGAUUAUCACCAGCUUAUGGACCAUUGGGGUCGGUGCUUCUAACCUUGCUGCCAGUGCCCUUUUCCCAGUGUUCACUUUCUUUGCAGUAACCUAUAUUGCAGGGCGCCCUCUACCAGUCGAUGUGGCCUUCCCUGCUCUUCAGCUCUUCACGAUGCUAGAGUCUAGCUUGAAAGAACUGCCCAACUUAAUAACAGUCCUUUUGAACGCAUCCAUAGCGAUAGGGCGUUUAGAGACAUUUAUGAAUGAACCAGACAAAGAAGAGGGUGACUAUAACGACAUCAACACCGAGAUCGAGUUUCGAGAUGCAUCCUUUGUGUGGCCGACCAAUGGCAAAUUGGUUCUCGAAGAUCUAAACUUACGCUUCCCUACAGGCCUCACUCUUAUUUAUGGCAAGGUGGGUGCUGGAAAAACCGCACUACUUGAUGCUAUCCUGGGUGAGCUUAAUCAGGCCAAGGGUGAUUCUACUUUGCCCAACGAAAUGGUAGGAUAUUGCGCCCAAUCUCCGUGGCUCCAGAACAUGAGCAUUCGAGAUAAUAUCCUUUUCAAUUUCCCUCUGGACAGAACGAGAUAUAACGAAGUCCUGGAUGCGUGUGAGCUUAUGCCUGACUUGGCCAAUUUCACCCAUGGAGAUAAAUCAAAUAUUGGAGAAAAUGGCAUCGGCCUUUCGGGGGGUCAGAAGGCAAGGGUGGCGCUAGCAAGAGCUGUGUACUGUCAAUCCCGAAUCUUACUACUUGACGACCCUCUCGCUGCACUCGACCAUCAAACAGCUCAGUCUAUUGUCCGAAAACUAUUCCGCGGGUCCCUUUUGAACGACCGCAAAGUUGUACUGGUUACGCAUCGGGUCGACCUAUGUCUAUCGCUCGCAGAUCAAGUAGUCGAAAUUGUGGAUGGCAAAGCUCGCAUCCUUGACCCAGAUGAGUAUCCUAGAGAAGUUGAUAUGCCAUCGCAAACUCACGACGUCGCUACCGAGGAAGAAGCCAAAGUAGUCACCGAAGAGCUAGCAAAUGCUGCAAUUCCAGACAAAUUCAUCGAAGACGAGACUCGAGCAUCAGGCGGUGUAGUUGCCAAAGUUUAUUGGAUAUAUAUCAAAGCAGGUGGCGUGACAUGGUGGCUGGCGGUUAUUGGGAUUUUCUCACUUUUCCGGUUCGCCCGCGUGUUUAAUUACUGGUUCCUCAAGGCAUGGGGCGAAGCUUACGAAAGAAUUAAGGCACAGUCCUCUAUAGGCCUCUCUGAUAUGGCAGACCAUAUCUUCGACGGGCUACCAAGCCCUGAGGACGAUGUCAGGCCAUGGCUUGCGUGGUAUGCCGUCCUUGGACUACUUAUGACCAUAUUGUAUGUCUUGACCCAAUGUGGUCUUACCAUUAUCCUAUAUAGGGCAUCGAGGAACUUGUUCGGCAAGGUCGUUGAUCGAGUAAGCCGUGCGACGUUCCGAUUCUACGAUGUCACUCCAGUUGGACGUUUGAUGAACCGCUUAACUUCUGAUAUUGGAAUGCUGGAUGGCGGUGUCAUAUAUCCACUUCAGAAUUUUGCUCUUUGGUCUCUAACAUGGCUAAGUUCCCUAGUCGUUAUCGCUCUAACGACGCCAAUAUUUUUUGCUGUCGCACUUGGGAUGACAGCCUGGUUUAUUGCUAUUUUCAUGCGGUUCUUGCCGACCUCACAGAGUCUGCGCCGGCUGGAAAUGGUAACCCUCAGUCCGCUAAUGUCAAAUUUUGGUAUUCUUGUCGACGGUCUAGCUACGAUUCGAGCUUUUAGGGCACAGUCAGACUUCCAGAACCGUAACAUCGUUGCUACCGACAUGUUUCAGAAAAUGGACCAUUUCUACUGGAGCUUACAAACAUGGCUCCAACUCCGAUAUGAUCUGCUAUCCGCUUUCUCUAUAUUUACUCUAACGAUACUAGCCUUGGCGCAAGGACUAUCCCCCGGCUUAACAGCUUUCGUGCUCACGAGUGCUGCCCAGCUGGUCGAAGCUACUCAUGUUCUGUGUAAGACGUAUGGUCAACUUCAGAUGGAUUUCGUAUCCGUGGAGAGAGUUGCUGAGCUUUUGGAUCUAGAAGAGGAGCCCAAUGGAGAUGUCAAGCCCCCUGCGUAUUGGCCUUCGUAUCAAGACAGCAUCACGUUUGAUUCGGUGACGCUUAAGUACGCACCUCAUCUUGAGCCUUCAUUAGUUGAUGUCUCUUUUACAAUUCCCAGUGGGUCGACCUGCGCAGUUUUAGGCCGAACGGGAUCCGGUAAAUCUACACUAGCACUCGCCCUUCUGGCAACGAUGCACCCCGAAAAGGGGCAGAUCCGUGUUGGCGACCAGGAUAUCUCUAAAGUUGACGUACAUACAUGGCGCCAACGAAUCAGUUUCGUAGCGCAGGACCCCGUACUAUUCCCAGGCACGAUUCGAGAGAACUUAGAUCCAUUAGAGCAACACUCAGAUGAUGAACGCAAGGAGGCGUUACUACGUGUUCUAGGGCCGGAAUGGUCUCUAGAUUCAAUCAUUGAUGUUGGAGGGAAGAACCUUAGUCAGGGCCAACGUCAGCUCGUGGGUAUCGGACGGGCCAUUCUUAGAAAGAGCCCUAUUAUCAUCUUGGAUGAGGCAACUGCGUCGAUUGAUAAGAAGACGGCCCUCGCAAUCCAAGAUGUCCUUUUGGCGGAAUUAAAGGAUAGUACUGUCAUUACGAUUGCUCAUAGAUUAGAAGCGGUCAAAGAUGCCGAUUAUUUUAUUAGAUUAGAUGCCGGUAGAGUGGUCGAAGCAGGACCAGCUGGCAGUACAAGAUAG